Molecule: messenger RNA, 4793 nt
Organism: Hypanus sabinus (Atlantic stingray)
Lineage: Eukaryota; Metazoa; Chordata; Chondrichthyes; Myliobatiformes; Dasyatidae
Product: contactin-4-like
Exons: 26
Coding region: 345-3434 (1029 amino acids)
Biological process (GO): cell-cell adhesion; brain development
Molecular function (GO): cell-cell adhesion mediator activity
Source: RefSeq, a predicted model, not a curated record
UGUUCUUAAUGUUGCAGACAUGAACAGUUCCCUUGGCCACAUUGGGACACCCUCACAGUCAAAUGCUGCUAAUAGAAAGUUGGGAGGGAGCCUUUAAAAAGCAAAACCGUAUUGUGCUGCUGAAAGCUAAUUAGAGGGAAAGAAAAUUUGUGUAUUUCAAAGAGCCUUUGGAAGUUCAAUUGUGAAAUAGCCAGAAUACCAUACUGAUAGGAGAGGCUCCUCCCUUCCAUAUGCAUCUUCUACCCAUUUAAACAACAGUAGGGAUUAGAGGUUGUACCUUGAAAAGGAAGUCUUCUGUUAACUGGUGAUUGCACGAAAAGCUUAUUUGCCCUUGGCAACUGAAGAUGAUGUUGCUAUGGAAACUACUGUUUCUGCUAUCAUUCAUUGGCUGCCUAGCAGAAAAUGGCAAGCUGCAUGGGCCAGUUUUUAUCCAUGAGCCGCAUGACAUUGUGUUUCCUGUGGACUCUGAAGAAAGGAAGGCCACUUUAAACUGCGAAGCAAAGGGGAAUCCAACACCAUAUUACAGAUGGCAAAGAAAUGGCACAGACAUUGAGAUAAACUUGGAUUACCGUUAUAGUUUGAUUGGUGGUACUCUGGUGAUCAAUAACCCAGACAGGACCCAAGAUUGUGGAACAUAUCAAUGUUUUGCUACAAAUUCGUUUGGCACAAUCGUGAGCAAAGAAGUAAAACUUCAAUUUGCGUAUCUUGAAAACUUCAAAGGAAAAUCAAGAAAUAAUGUGUCCGUUCGAGAGGGACAAGGAGUUGUGUUGCUCUGUGGUGCCCCAUCACAUUCUUCAGAACUGAAAUAUGCUUGGAUAUUUAAUCAGUUUCCAACUUUUGUGGAACAAGACAAUCGUCGCUUUGUGUCUCAAAACACUGGUAACUUAUACAUAUCGAAAGUGGAGAUUUCAGAUGUCGGUGCUUAUAUCUGUGAGGUAGAAAACACAGUAACCAACAAGAGGGUUCUGAGCCCACCCACUCCUUUAGUACUUCGUACCGAUGGGGUAAUGGGUGAAUAUGAACCAAAGAUUGAAGUUCGCUUUGCAGAAGUGGUUUAUGCAGCAAAAGGAUCGACAGUGAAAUUGGAAUGCUUUGCUCUGGGAAACCCAGUCCCAACAAUCAGCUGGAGAAAAAUUGGUGGUCCAUUUCCAGACAAGAUCAAAGCAAACAAAACUUAUGGUGUACUUGAAAUCCCAAACUUCCAGCAGAGGGAUUCAGGCACAUACGAAUGCACAGCUGAAAAUUCAAGAGGAAAGAACACAGCAAGAGGACAGCUGGUUUUUUAUGCACAGCCUAACUGGAUUCAGAACAUAACAGAUGCUUAUGUGCCCAUUGAAGAAAGUCUUCAGUGGGUUUGUAAGGCAAAUGGAGACCCAAAGCCUUCGUACAGAUGGCUAAAGAAUGGUAAACCCCUUGUAAUGGAGGGAAGAAUUCUGGUAGAAAAGGGAGUACUUGCCAUCCGUGCUGUUAACUUGUCAGACUCUGGCAUGUAUCAAUGCCUGGCUGAAAAUAAACAUGGAGUAAUUUAUCUCAAUGCUGAGCUUCGAGUUCUGGCAUCAGCUCCUGAUUUUUCAACAAGUCCUUUGAAGAAACUAAUAGCAGUUAGCGUGGGUGGUGAGGUCUUCAUUGAAUGUAAACCAAAAGCUUCCCCAAGAGCAACCUUUUCUUGGAUGAAGGGAAACGCAAUUCUGAGAGAGAAUGAAAGAAGAAUUAUUCUGGAGGAUGGUAGUCUCAGAAUAGCUAACGUGACAAAGAACGAUGGUGGACGCUACACCUGCAUUGCUCAGAAUUAUUUUGGGUCAGCCAACAGCACAGGAACAUUGAUGGUGAAAGAUCCAACAAGAAUUACUAUUCCACCUUUGGACAUGGAUGUAACAGUGGGUGAAAGUACCAUCUUACCAUGCCAAGUCUCCCAUGAUCCUUCACUGAACGUUGAAUUCUCAUGGUCUUUUAAUGGACAACUUAUAGACUUCAGAAGAGAUAGAGACCAUUUUGAAAAGGUUGGAGGGCAGGGAUCCUCUGGUGAUUUGAUGAUCAGAAACAUUCAGCUUAAACAUGCCGGUAGAUUUGUUUGUAUGGUCCAAACUGCUGUGGACAGUGCAUCAGCUGCAGCUGACCUGAUUGUCAGAGUUCCGCCAGGUCCACCAGGGAGUGUCAUAGUGGAGGAAAUUACAGAUACCACAGCUCAACUCUCUUGGACUCCUGGCACAGACAACCACAGCCCAAUCUCAAUGUACACUGUCCAGGCAAGGACUCCCUUUUCAGUGGGUUGGCAAACUCUUAAAACAGUUCCUGAGGUAAUUGGUGGCGAUGCUGUCACAGCAACUGUAAUUGACUUAAGCCCCUGGGUGGAGUAUGAAUUCCGAGUUGUUGCUAGCAACAGCAUUGGUAUUGGGGAGCCAAGUUUACCAUCUGAAAAAUCAAGAACAGAGGAAGCCCUUCCUGAAGUAGGCCCAGCUAAUGUAAGUGGGGGAGGUGGCAGUCGAUCAGAACUCGUAAUAACUUGGGAGCCUGUGCCUGAAGAAUUACAAAAUGGUGAAGGCUUUGGAUAUGUUGUUGCUUUUCGACCAUUUGGAGCAACAAGUUGGAUGAAGGCCGCUGUAACAUCAGCAGAUGCAUCAAGAUAUAUUUUUAGAAAUGAAAGUGUUCCACCCUUCUCUCCCUAUGAAGUAAAGGUUGGAGUUUACAACAACAAAGGUGAAGGGCCUUACAGUACAGUAAUCACUGUAUAUUCAGCUGAGGAAGAGCCCACUGUAGCACCGUACAAUGUCUCUGCCAAAAGUCUGUCAGCCUCUGAAGUCCAAGUUUUCUGGGAAGCUGUUCCUUGGGAGACAAACAAAGGAAAAGUCCGGGGUUAUGAGAUAUGGUAUUGGUCGGAUGAUGAAAAUGAAGAAGUAGCAAGCAAACUGAGAUUAAAUGGAAACAACACUUCAACAAAAGUCACAGGAUUGAAGGGCAGCACCCUUUAUUAUCUGGUAGUAACAGCUUUCAGUAGUGCUGGGACAGGACCUGCCAGUCUUCCAGUCAACGUCACAACUAAGAAACCACCACCAAGUCAAGCACCUGGAAAAAUAUGGUGGGAAUCAGCUAGCUCCAGAGUUGUUCUAAACUGGGACCACGUCAAAGCAAUGGAAAAUGAAUCAGAAGUGACAGGAUAUAAAGUUUUGUACAGAAAUAACAGACAAAGUAGUUCCAAGGUGAUAGAAACCAAUAACACAUCUGUGGAGCUUCUACUACCUGAUGAUGCUGACUAUAUUAUUGAAGUGAAGACAUUCAGCGAUGGUGGGGAUGGAAUCAGCAGUGCUCAGAUCAGGAUUCCAAGAAUGUCACAUCCGGGUGGUGGAAGAUCUGGAACUGCACCAUCAAACACUUGUACACUGUCAGCCUUUAGCACAAUAGUGCUAUCUUUGUCAGCAAGAUCAGCAUUAUGGUGAAAACACACGCUGACUUCCCUGACAUCCUAUAGCAGUCAAUGAUCUAAAGACUUGGAAUGAGUGAAUCUACAAACUUUGCUAUUGUGCAUUAACUGACCCACCAAUGUUAUCUUUUCCUAUAAAUUUUUAUGAUUGUACAUUUUGUCAUUUCAAAUUUAUGUGGUUACACCAAUAACUACCAGUACAAUUCAUCCGACAGGUCAAAUUGAGAGGUAUGUUCUUUGCAUGAGGUUUCGUUUGAGUUUUUCAAAUGCACUGAAAUCAACAUCUGAAAAACAUCAGAUAUUUGAUGUUACCAAAGCGUGCAAUCUAAUGGUUUGCAUAUUAUGUACAGAUGGCUAUAUUUAUACUUGUGAAAUGUUCGGUAUUUUGAGUUUAUUAUCUAGCACAACUUUUUGAAGUAUCUUGGAAUGUGUUGUAGGUUUUAACAUUGUAAUACAAUUUUCAAAUUUGUCAACUGUACCUGAAAUCACUGUUGCUUGUAUGGAAAUUGGAGAUUUAACCAGAUAACAUUAUAAUAUCUAUACUUUAACUAACAAAGAUUUCUCUGAAAUAUCCGGGUACAGUCAUAACAAAUGAAAAGUAAACUGUAUGUACUCACACAUUUCACAACUACUGAAACUUCCUAUUAUUUAAAGUAUAUUAUAUUUUUGUUGCAACAAGCAAACCUGGAUUACCUAGUGUAUUCUAAUGUAGUAACAAGCAAUGAAGUUUAAUUAAAAUACAAUGAUGAAUAAGGCUGAAAUUGGUUGUUAGGUAUGUAUUGGUAUGAGUGUAAUAUGCAAUACAUAUACGAAGUCUAUGGUAUAGCUGGUGGGUGGAAGGAAAUAAGACAGCAGAUGGAAAAGGUGAAAUAAAUCAAAUCUGUGAUGUUGCAUGUGAAGGUGCAUUUAUUUUUCUGUUAAAUUAAUGUACAUAAGUCUUUCAUUGCAUACUUGUAAAUAUGUGUCGGGAACAACAUCAUUUUCCAAUAAGCUGUUACUAGAUUAGCUGUAAAGGUGAGCUGGUCAGUUUGUUUACCAGAUUGAAUCUAAAUGGUUGCUAUAAUCUUUUAAAAGUUUGAUCUACUUUCAGAAAAAUAAUUGUUUACAACUAUGUUUUUUAAACUUCAAAUCUGUUUUAUAUUUUUCAUCCGUCUGUUAUGACUGGCCACUGUUAAUGUAGGCAGCAGUAUUUACAUUUAAAUAUUGUUUGCUUAAUUCUGUAAAUAGUAAUUUGACAGAAUCCUGUGAAAUAAAUCUGCCUUGAAACAGUUUUCCCCCCUUAUCAUCCUCUUAAUAAUCCUGAAGAAUACUGUUUUCUAUCUGUAGUAAAUAACUGUUUUCUCAUGAUCCUAUUUUUUUUACCAAAGGGUCGAGA